GCCGAAUUUUGUGUUUGAUAAUACAUUUGCAAUUAUUGUGAGAAUUGUAUUUUACUCAGCGCUUCUAUCAAACCGUACAUCGCCCAACGUAUAAUAAGUAAUAGGUUGAUUUAAAUUUAUUGCAAAAAAGCUGGAGAACUGGCACAAUGGACGGAAAUAGCGAUGUACCAUCAGAACAUACGAAGGAAUCUCUCGAUGAGCCCAUCAAACCAGCUGAGGUAUCUGCCACUAUCGAUCAAAAUAAUGAGGCAAGCAAAGAGAUACCCGUCGAGGUGGUAAAUGAGUCAGACUUGACAAAAACUAACGAAGAACAUAGCAUGGAGGAUAACUUGGAAGUCGACACGAAUUUGUUGCCUGAUAAUUCGAAAGAUACAGAGAAACAGAACGAGCCGGGAUCGGAGGAAUCGAAAAGCAAUGAGAAGGAUUCAGAGCAGGAUUUGCCAAGCCACAUCGGACAUCAUAAUUCUCCUACAGCGAACGGGAACAAGCAUGGUGUAAAUCGUUCACGCAGUAAUAGCACCAACAGUAAUGCCAGCAGUACUCGCAGCAGCAAUCAUAAUAACGGCGGCGACAACGAGUCACCGGCCAGCGAACUCGGUACGCAUAAAAGCCGCAGUGUUUCUCGUCAAAGCCGUUCGGUUUCGAGAAGUCAAAGCCGCUCUGUUAGUCGAGGUUCCGGCAGUUCCCGAUCACGAAGUCGUAAUUCGUCGGUGCAUAGCCGUACCCGAAGUCAUUCACGCAGUAGAUCCGGCUCCAGGUCGCGUUCCGGGUCACGCGCUCGAUCCGGGUCGGGUUCUCGCUCGCGUUCUGGUUCGCGUUCCCGCUCGCGUUCACGCUCGGGAUUGCGUUCGCGGUCCGGAUCCCGGUCACGAUCACGAUCUGGCUCACGCUCCCGCUCACGUUCCCGUUCUCGCUCUGGAUCACGGUCCCGUUCUAAUUCUCGCUCUCGGUCCCGUUCUCGCUCUGGAUCACGAUCUCGCUCCAGUUCCCGUUCCGGUUCGAGGUCUCGCUCCCGUUCUCGUUCCCUGUCCCAUUCGCGAUCAAAAUCCGGCAGUCCAAGUCGCAGUCGUAGUGUGAUUCGCAGUCGUGAUGGCUCGCGGUCUGUCUCACGGUCGCGGUCACGUUCGCGUAAUAGCCGUUCCAAGAGUCCCUCGAUGGUUGGCGAAGUGGUCGAAAGUGUUGCGGCUACCAGCAACCUUGACCCUUUGAAACAAGGAAAACGCACCGUGGAUUCCGACGACGAAGACUACAACCGCGAAGAAGUGCUAGGUGAUAAUGAGCACACCAGUCAAAAGAUUAACGAAACAGAAGAAAGGAAAACGGAAAAAGAUGGAAACAGUGGAGGUAUGACAAAUAUCCUCGACUCAGAUGACGAAGGCAAAGAUGACACCGGUGGACGAACAACGGGAGAUGGUGGACCAUUCAUGUAUGAUUUCGAUAUAAUGCUGGCACGCAAAAAGGAAGAAAAGUCUCGGCGCCGUAAACGAAACGAUAUCGAUUUGAUUAACGACAAUGAUGAUCUGAUUGCACAACUGCUGCAACAGAUGCGACAGGCAGCAGACAAUGACCGACAGCUAAACAAGGAUGGCAAACCAGCAACCAAGAAGAUAGCUAUUCUUAAGCACGUGAUGUCCCAGUUGAUCAAGAAGGAUCUACAGCUAGCAUUUCUUGAACAUAACGUGUUGAACGUGCUCACCGAUUGGUUGGCACCGUUGCCAAACAAAGCAUUGCCUUGCCUGCAGAUCCGAGAGAGCAUAUUGAAGCUGCUGUCCGACUUUCCAGCGAUAGAUAAGUCUUAUUUAAAACAAUCUGGAAUCGGCAAAGCAGUCAUGUAUCUCUACAAGCAUCCUAACGAGACAAAGCAGAAUAGGGAACGGUCGGGAAGGCUUAUCAAUGAGUGGGCUCGACCGAUUUUCAAUUUGUAUACUGACUAUAAAGCAAUGUCUCGCGAGGAACGACAAGAGUUCGACCUCCAGCAGAUGCCACGCAAACGUAAGCACUCACCAGAACCGUCGGCAUCGUCCAGCAGUAGCCAAAAAGGAUUGCCGUUCACUGAAGCAGAUAAGGGAGCACUUCGACCUGGUGACAAGGGUUGGGUCCAACGGGCGCGCGUUCCUAUGCCUUCCGAUAAGGCCUACAUUGUGCGUCCAAAAUCAAACAACGACGGAAAUACGGACGUUAUCAAACAUAAGAAGAAGUUGAAUCGUUACGAAAGGCGUCUGAAGUCAUUUAUUGACAAAAAACGACUCGAUUCGAGCCGUCGUGCGGUGGAGAUCUCCAUUGAAGGAAGAAAAAUGGCUCUGUGAGCAAUAACUAUGAGUCUACCUCGGAUGAGUUGCGGCUGCAGAAUGGACACUUAUAAUAGUUAGCAUCAUUACCGACAUCACCAUCUAAGUACCACAAAUUUGUAUUUCAAAACAACUGUUCAUCUACUCAUAUUUUGCGUACACCAGCCUUUUGAAUUACGCUGUGGUUAAGAACGCGAUUUCGAGCUAUGUGUGCUCCAAUUUCUUCCGCGCACCGAC
Anopheles bellator is the source of this 2525-nucleotide messenger RNA. RefSeq names its product IWS1-like protein. Gene Ontology annotation, cellular component: nucleus. Gene Ontology annotation, biological process: poly(A)+ mRNA export from nucleus. The coding region runs from base 147 to 2306 and encodes 719 amino acids. The transcript is spliced from 7 exons. Lineage: Eukaryota; Metazoa; Arthropoda; Insecta; Diptera; Culicidae. The record is from RefSeq and is a predicted model, not a curated record.